Mobula hypostoma (lesser devil ray) is the source of this 10504-nucleotide messenger RNA. It is a transcript of the gene supt6h, whose product is annotated as SPT6 homolog, histone chaperone and transcription elongation factor. Gene Ontology annotation, cellular component: transcription elongation factor complex. NCBI's taxonomy places the organism in Eukaryota, Metazoa, Chordata, Chondrichthyes, Myliobatiformes, Myliobatidae. The transcript has 37 exons. Bases 123 to 5294 code for a protein of 1723 amino acids. Gene Ontology annotation, molecular function: DNA binding; histone binding; nucleosome binding. The record is from RefSeq and is a predicted model, not a curated record. Gene Ontology annotation, biological process: transcription elongation-coupled chromatin remodeling; nucleosome organization; transcription elongation by RNA polymerase II.
AGGACGGACUGCUGUUGCACACAGUCGGCCAUUUUUAAACCAGUCGCUGGUCCGGGUGGCUGGGGAACUUGGUCCGUUUGAUUUUUUUCCCGUCUCGUCGUGUUGAUCGAGAGCUUGCAGACAUGUCUGACUUCGUGGAGAGUGAAGCUGAGGAGUCUGAAGAAGAGUAUGAUGAAGGAGGAUCAGUGGUGCAGAAAAAGCCCAAGAAGUUCAUAGAAGAUGAUGAUGAAGAAGAGGAGGAAGAAGACGAAAAUGCUGAUGAUCAAGAUGAGCAGGGGAAUUUGAAGGACUUCAUUAAUGAUGAUGUGGAGGAGGAUGAUGAGGAGGAAGAGGAGGAGGAAGACGAUGAUGCAGGGAGUGAAAGAUCGGGAGGUUCAGACACUAUCAUUAAGAAAAGGAAACGCAAAUCUUACGAUGACAGGCUGGAAGAUGACGAUUUUGACCUAAUUGAGGAAAACUUGGGUGUCAAAGUUAAAAGGCAAAAAUUCCGACGUGUGAAAAAAGUAUCUGAUGAUGAAGAUGAAGAGGAAGAAGAAACUACCAAGAAAGGACAUGAAAAGGAGGCUAUUGCUGAUGAACUUUUCCCAGAGUUUGAAGGGGAAGAAGGAGAGCAGGCAGAACCACCAGUAGUAGCCCCUGAGGAAGAGGAGGAGGAAGAAGAGGAAGAAUCAGAUAUCGAUGACUUCAUUGUUGAUGAUGAUGGGCAACCAAUCAAGAAACCAAAGUGGAAGAGAAAAUUUUCGGGGUACACAGAUGCUGCUCUUCAAGAAGCUCAGGAAAUCUUCGGAGUAGAUUUUGAUUACGAUGAAUUUGAAAAAUAUAAUGAAUAUGACGAGGAGCUAGAGGAGGAAUAUGAGUUUGAAGAUGAGGAAUUGGGAGAAGGUGAAACAAGAGUUCGCCCAAAGAAAACCACCAAAAAACGUGUCAGCCGACGUAGCAUCUUUGAGAUCUAUGAGCCCAGUGAACUGGAGAGCAGCCAUCUCACAGACCAGGACAACGAGAUCAGAGUUACAGACAUGCCAGAAAGAUUCCAGCUUCGUGCAAUUCCAGUCAAGCCAUGUGAAGAUGAUGAGCUUGAGGAGGAGUCUGAGUGGAUUUACAGAAAUGCCUUCUCAACACCUACUGUUUCAUUGCAGGAGAGUUCGGAGUACCUGGAACGUGGGCAGGGUAUCAGCAAUUUUAGCCGAAAAGGUCCUGCAACUAUCCAGAAGAUAAAAGAAGCACUCAAUUUUAUGAGGAAUCAGCAUUUUGAGGUGCCUUUCAUUGCCUUCUACAGAAAGGAGUAUGUAGAGCCAGAACUGAACAUCAAUGAUCUGUGGAAGGUCUGGCAGUGGGAUGAGAAGUGGACACAGCUGAAGACUCGAAAAGAAAACCUUACCCGACUAUUCCAGAAGAUGCAAGCAUACCAGUAUGAACAAAUCUCUGCAGAUCCAGACAAACCCCUGGCCGAUGGUGUUAGGGCACUGGACACUGCAGAUAUCGAAAGAUUAAAGGAUGUGCAGUCAACUGAUGAGCUGCGAGAUGUGUAUAAUCAUUUCUUGUUGUAUUAUGGUCGUGAUAUUCCAAAAAUGCAAAAUGCCUUAAAACCAAGUAAGAAGAAAUACAAAAAGAAUCAGCAAGGUGGAGAGGAUGAGGAGGAAGGAGAGCGUGAUGAAGAAGUUGAAGAUGAUGAACAUCAUGGACCAGAGCUUAAGCAAGCUUCUCGCAGAGAUAUGUACACCAUUUGCCAGAAUGCUGGUCUAGAUGGGCUUGCAAAGAAAUUUGGUCUGACCCCUGAACAGUUUGGUGAAAAUCUGAGAGACAGUUACCAGCGUCAUGAGACUGAGCAAUUUCCAGCAGAACCAUUGGAACUGGCAAAAGAUUAUGUCUGCAGUCAAUUUCCAUCACCUGAGGCUGUAUUAGAAGGUUCUCGAUACAUGGUGGCCAUGCAGAUUGCCAGAGAACCGUUGGUCAAACAAGUUCUAAGACAAACUUUUCAAGAGAGAGCCAAGAUUAAUAUUACUCCCACAAAGAAAGGCAGAAAGGAUAUUGACGAAGCGCACUUUGCUUACUCUUUCAAAUAUGUAAAGAAUAAGCCUGUCAAAGAAUUAAGAGAUGAUCAGUUCUUGAAGAUGUGCCUUGCAGAGGAUGAUAACUUAUUAACUGUGGAUAUCUGCAUUGAUAUGAAAGGACUAGACGGGUAUGGAAAUGACCAGAGUUAUUUUGAUGAAAUCAAGCAAUUUUAUUACCGUGAUGAAUUCAGCCACCAAGUGCAAGAGUGGAAUAGACAACGCAGCAUGGCAAUUGAACGAGCAUUGAAUCAAUUCUUGUACCCACAGAUGGGCAAGGAGCUGAAAAACAAACUGCUGAAUGAGGCACGAGACUACAUUUGCAAGUGUUGUAGUCGCAAACUUUACAAUUGGUUGAAGGUCGCACCAUAUCGACCUGACCAACAAAAUGAAGAAGAUGAUGACGAUUUUAUGGAGGAAAAUCAGAGUAAAGGUGUUCGAGUGUUGGGUCUGGCAUUUGCAAGUGAAAGGGAUACACCAGCCUUCUGUUCUCUUGUCAAUGGAGAAGGGGAAGUGACAGACUUCCUCCGUCUGCCAUAUUUCUUAAAACGUAGGAAUGCUUGGCGAGAGGAAGAACGAGAAAGGAAGGCACAUGAUAUUGAAACCUUGAAGAAGUUUCUGUUGAGUAAGAAGCCUCAUGUUGUGGCUGUUGGCGGAGAAAAUAGAGAUGCACUUAUGGUUGUAGAGGACAUAAAGCGAAUAGUGAAUGAACUGGAGCAGGAGCAUCAAAUGUCGCCUAUCGGAGUGCAUUUAGUAGACAAUGAGCUAGCUCUCCUCUACAUGAACAGCAAAAAGUCCGAGAAUGACUUCAGGGAUUAUCCACCACUAUUACGUCAGGCAGUAUCGCUCGCUCGCCAGGUGCAGGAUCCACUUGUCGAGUUUGCUCAAGUUUGUGGGACAGAUGAUGACAUUGUUUGUCUCAAAUUCCAUCCUUUGCAGGAACAAGUAAUAAAAGAAGAAUUGCUGAAUGCACUUUACUGUGAGUUCAUUAACCGAGUGAAUGAAGUAGGUGUGGAUGUAAACAGAGCAAUAACUCAUCCACAUACUCAAGCACUAGUUCAGUAUGUUUGUGGUUUAGGACCUCGUAAAGGAUCGCACCUACAGAAGAUCCUCAAACAGAAUAAUACUCGCUUGGAAAAUAGGACGCAGCUGGUUACGAUGUGUCAUAUGGGUCCAAAGGUCUUCAUCAAUUGUGCAGGAUUUAUUAAAAUAGAUACUGCGUCGUUAGGGGACAGCACUGAUUCCUACAUUGAGGUUCUGGAUGGCUCAAGAGUUCAUCCUGAAACUUACGAGUGGGCCAGAAAAAUGGCUGUGGAUGCUCUUGAAUAUGAUGAAUCAGCAGAGGAUGCCAACCCAGCUGGAGCACUUGAAGAAAUUUUGGAAAAUCCUGAACGACUAAAGGAUCUUGACCUUGAUGCAUUUGCAGAAGAACUGGAAAGGCAGGGCUAUGGUAACAAAGGUAUCACAUUGUAUGACAUUCGAGCUGAACUGAGCUGCAGAUACAAGGAUUUGCGUGUACCAUGCCGUGCACCAAACUCUGAGGAGAUUUUCAACAUGCUUACAAAAGAAACGCCAGAAACAUUUUAUAUUGGUAAAUUAAUAACGUGCAAUGUCACGGGAAUUGCUCACAGGAGGCCUCAGGGUGAGAGUUAUGAUCAGGCUAUCAGGAAUGAUGAAACUGGUCUUUGGCAAUGUCCUUUCUGCCAGCAGGACAAUUUUCCAGAGCUUAGUGAGGUUUGGAAUCAUUUUGACAGUGGUGCAUGUCCUGGCCAGGCUAUAGGAGUGAAGACAAGGCUGGACAACAAUGUUACAGGUUUUAUUCCAACAAAGUUCCUCAGUGAUAAAAAUGUUAAACAUCCUGAAGAAAGGGUCAAGAUUGGCAUGACUGUACAUUGCCGCAUUAUGAAGAUAGACAUUGAGAAGUUUAGUGUAGACCUUACUUGUCGAACAUCUGAUCUGAUGGAUAAGAACAAUGAGUGGAAGUUACCCAAGGAUACCUAUUAUGAUUUUGACUCUGAGGCUGCAGAUCAUAAAGUUGAAGAGGAUGCAAAGAAAAAACAACAACGCACAACAUACAUCAAACGAGUAAUAGUGCAUCCAUCAUUCCACAAUAUCAACUUCAAGCAGGCUGAGAAGAUGAUGGAAACUAUGGACCAAGGAGAUGUCAUUAUCAGACCCAGCAGCAAAGGAGCUAAUCAUCUCACUGUAACCUGGAAAGUGACAGAUGGGAUCUAUCAACACAUAGAUGUGAGAGAAGAAGGCAAGGAGAAUGCCUUCAGUUUGGGACAAUCUCUUUGGAUCAACAAUGAGGAAUUUGAAGACCUUGAUGAAAUUACUGCUCGAUAUGUACAGCCAAUGGCAUCUUUUGCUCGUGACCUGCUCUAUCAUAAAUAUUACCAGGAUUGCAAUGGUGGAGACCGUAAGAAAAUGGAAGAGAUCCUAUCAAAAUCCAAAAGGGAAAAGCCUUCUUUUAUUCCCUAUUUCAUUUCAGCAUCAAAGGAACUGCCGGGAAAGUUUUUGUUAGGCUACCAACCUCGUGCCAAGCCCAGGGUAGAGUUUGUCACAGUGACACCAGAAGGAUAUCGGUAUAGAGGGCAAGUUUUCCCAACUGUGAAUGGUUUAUUUAGAUGGUUUAAAGAUCACUUCCAGGACCCAGUGCCAGGUAUAACACCUUCAAGUACAAGUAGGUCCAGUAGAACUCCUGCCUCGAUGGAUGCAACACCAGCUAACAUUAAUUUGGCAGAUCUUACCCGAGCAGUUAAUGCUCUCCCACAGAACAUGACAACGCAGAUGUUCAAUGCAAUAGCAGCUGUUACUGGACAGGGUCAGAAUCCAAAUGCCACACCAGCACAGUGGGGAUCCAGUCAGUAUGGCUAUGGAGGAAGCAGUGCCUAUCAUGUUUUUGCAACCCCUGCACAACAACCAGUAGCAACGCCAUUAAUGACUCCAAGCUAUUCGUAUACAACACCUAGUCAGCAACCGAUUACAACGCCACAAUACCACGGCAGUGCUACUCCACAGACUCCUGCCACAACCCGACAAAGGUCACAGCCAAAGACUUCAACUGCCCAUACUGCUGUUGACUGGGGCAAAAUAGCAGAACAGUGGCUGCAGGAGAAGGAACAAGAGAGGCGAAAACAGAAAGCCAAGAUGACUCCUAGACCUUCACCCAGUCCCAUGAUUGAAGGCACCCCAAUGUCUAUUGCCGGUGAUGCCACACCAUUGUUAGAUGAAAUGGAUCGAUAGGGGAGGGCAGCGUGAACAUCAUUUGAACUUUGACCCCUGCCCUCUCCCUUGGGUCUGCUAAUUUCAGUGUUUCCUGAUACCCAAAACUACUGAUUGGCUAAGGAUUUGUUUUCUAAGCUAUAUAUUGGUUACUUUCAGGUUGUCUUUGACUCUCAUUUAACAAGAAGUGUGAAACCUUCAGGAGGCCAAGGGAAGUCACUGGAAUGCUGAAAUGAAUAGGUCGCUGGGCUUGGAUACAAUGCCUAAUGGCUGAAACAGAAUGCAUAUCCUAUUGUGAUUUGCACAUGUGCAAAAAAAAGUCAGUUUACAGCCAGUCUAAUUUUAAUUUCAACAGAGUUGGGAGUUUGGACAUGUGUAACUGUUAAGUAAGGGAUGGCCCUGUAAAGCAUACCGGUUAUCACCUUCUUGACAAAUGCAAAUGUUUCCAUCAUAUAAUGGUGUACAUAAGUAGGUAUAUGCAAACUUGUUUUUUAUGCUUGAGGUGAAACUUGACAAACACAGAAACAGUCACCAACAUGUGGUACUUAUGUUCUGGUGGGAAGAGAGAAAUUGUACCUGAUUUAAUAAGCUUCCCUGCCCCCCACCCCCCCCCCCCAAUAAGAGCAUUUACUUUUCAAGACACUUUCUCACAUUCUGCUUCUUCUGUAACUUAAAUCAGAACAAUUUUAUUAUCAAAACUCCUUUAGAUACUAAAUGAUUCAAACACAACUAGCUAUACUUCUGUGUUUGUAUUCCAAAGCCAUUCAGUGUAUGAAGGGAAGAGAUUGUGCAGUGAGGGAUUUAAAUAACCUCAGUUUAUCAGUAUCUGAACUCCAGUGGCAUGCAUCUUGUAUGCCUGUGUUCAUGCAAUUUUCAGGUUUUCUUGGUAGCAAUAGCAGCUCGAUGUUAUCACAGCUGGAAGGCAGACACCAACAAUUAUACACCCUCAUAUGAGCUGGAAGGCCAUUGUGCAAUGUCAUUUCAUCUGCAACAGUUUGUUGCAGAAGUACGUCACAGGGUCUGCUGUUUCCCAGCAGCAUCCGGUGAAAUGUAAUAUUUUUGCUGCUGUAGUCAUGAUGUGAUGGUGUUUUCCGCUCAGCUUGCUUCAUUCAGACAUAAAGUCUAUCCUGCAGCUUCUGCUAACUGGCAGAAAAUUAUCCCACACAUUCCAUUCAUAAGGGAUGAUGCAGGAAAAUGGAAUACUGUAGAUCUACCAUUUUUGGUAGAGGUAUUAAGUUCCAUUUUUUUCAGGUGAAAGACUCAAAUAUUGAGUUAUGGCAAAAUAGUAACCCCUAUAUAUAUAUUGCAGUUCUUUCCAAUCACAUCAGUCAAUGAAUAUAAUACCCUUUGGCUCAGAAAUAGUUGAAGGCCCUCAAGACCCAUAUUUUUGGUUAUUUAUUUUUUGAAAAUAGUCACUAUAAUGGAGUUUGUAACUACGUUGUUUUAAAGGUUUGUGUAGCUUAUGGAAAAAUAUUAGUGAGUAUUAAGAGUUGCUGUAGUGCUUCCUACAGUACCUUUAUUUUGUUGCUGAAAUUAGAAACGUUUUUGAAAUGCCCUGUACCUGGAUUACAAAUGCCUAACCCACAGCUAAAAAACCAAUACAGAAUAACAAAACUUUACUGAUGUAUUUCUCAAAUAUGCGGUUUCAACCAAAUUUUGAGGUGAUAAUUCUGGUUUUGAUUUACUCAUAAGACAAAUUUUAAAAUGUAUCGUUUGGCUGUAGUCAAUGAUACAGUGCAGUGUUCUAUUUAUCCAGAUAACUUUAAACAAAACUUCUCUAAUCAUUAAAUUUAUAGAAGCACAAUCACUAAAAUAGGUUGGAUUUGCAUGAGCCUGUAAAACUGAGUCCAAGUUGUAUCCAAAGGCAUUGAAAUGCCAUAGUUACAUGGAUGGGAACAAUUCUGAUCAGUUAGUGAAAUUAUAUGCGGUAUGUGAAAUGAUAGAUCCAGAAUAGUUUAAACUGAAUUGUUUUGCAUUGCAGAAUAAUUUUAUGCAACCUUAAAUGAUGUCAUUUUGAAGAGAAAUAUUUUCAAUUUCAUUCACAUUGUAAAUUUCCUACAGCUUUUGCUCUGAAUAAAAGUACAGUACUGUGAAUUCAAAUCUUGCUUAUUGAAGCAGGCAUUUUGUAACUACUGCAAACAGUUGCAAGUGUAACCAUAUGCAAGUUGAGUAAAUCUGCCAUGACAAAGUUACCUUAUUUGCAAAAGCAUCUUAUUUUAAGGAGUUGUAAUUCAAUUUGAAUAAGCAAGCUUGUGCUGUGCAUUGAAGGCAGCUUUAUGCACACUGGGGACUGUAGUAUUUUUUUGAAAUAAUGUAAUUAUAUUCCAUUUUACACAAGAAAAAUCUUUAAACCCAUAUAGUUACUAGUUUAUGCUAGUAUAAUCUAUUUCUUUUUUUUAUUGGUGAGUGCCUCUUCCCACUUAUGUAUUGUUGGGAAGUAUAUUACAUGAAAAAUAAUGGGGUUCUCCUUGUGCUCUGUUAUUUAAAUAAUUUAAAAGUUUUAUGGCUUCAGAGUUGCAUUAAAUUGUAUUUUCAAAACAAGGAAUCUUAAUCCAGAUUAUCAUGCUUUCCAUUCUCUACCUUGUAUCUUUCCAUGAAUAAAGCAAAUACACCAAACCAUUCGUGUUUCAAUGCUUCAGUGGCAAGUUCCCAUAGUGAUUCAAAGUUUACCAUGGUAUCUGGGUUUUGUAAGCUGACAUUUUGUAUACAGAAUGAGGUUCUUCCUCCUGGUACAUUUUCUAAAAUGCAGGUUCUAAUUUUAACUAAAAGAAAUACAACCACUGGAUUCAAAUCACUUCUAUUUUAACUUUUUUCCGGGGGGGGGGGGGGAAGAACUAAAAGGUUGAAUUUCCAAGUUACUGGAGAUCAUUUGGUGGGUGAGGAGGGAAGUUUUUAAACUUACCAAAUUUAAAACUUGCAGCCUCAAAGGGAAAACGCAUUUCUUGGAGGUAACGUUUUUUCCAUUUCAGUGUAAGUACCUCUUAAGAUUAAGUGCUGCUAGUCAACCUGAUACUGAAAAUUAACUGUUGUAAUCUUGUUCCAUUCUUUAAGUUUGGUAAGUUCAGUUGCUGAUGAGAGUACUGUGUUUACAGAGCAAGCUUCCAGAGAAGGUGAUAGAGACAGCUACAAUUAUGACAUUUAAAAGACGUUCAGGCAGAUACAUGGAUAAAGAAAGGCUUAAACGCAGGGGUUCGUAAACUUUUUAAUGCUAUGGAGCAUUACCAUAAACCAAGGGGUCUGUGGACCCCAGUUUAGGAAUCCCUGUGGGGAUAUGGCCAAACAAGGAUAAAUGAAACUAAUUCAGUUAAGCAACCUGGUCAACAUGGACAAGUUAGGUUGAAAUGCCUAGUUUGUGAUGCUUUUCACUGAGCUCUUAAAGCAAAACUUAGUCUGCAUUUCCUUCUAUCUCAGCCGAAUCCUGUGUCAUACCACUUCAUUUAAAUGACGCCAGAACAAGCAAGGAAUGGUCUUUAUCCAGGCAUAUAGAUGAGUUUGGCAUCAUGGUUGAUUCAGACAUGGUAGUUGAAGGGCUGUCAUUCAAUGUUCUAUUUGUGUUCCUGCACAUAAUGAUGUUGAACUUUUAUUUCCUUUCUCAGUCUGAACGCUGUCUAAUUAUUCUUUGCAUUUUCAGCAGCUUGUGUGAAUAUGCAAAUAAGCAUGUGAAUACUCUGCUAGAGUGAAAUAUGGAACAUUGUGCAAAUUAUCUUGGUAGGGUGGGGGGUAUCUUUCACUUAACCUAACCUUAGGAUGUUUGUGUCUGUUGUUUUGCAAAUAUGUGGUUGAGCAGCUCUUUUUUUCUCAGUUGAAUUCAGAAUAAAUACAACAUGUGCAGUCAGCAUCAUUCACUCCCAUUCCCUUCAUCCAUAGAAAGGCAUAGUUGAGAUUAGAUAAAUGCAUUUACAAUAUUCAAAUCAAAGGUUAGAAUUACUUUGCAAGUGAUAAUUUCUAAGGAAUAUACUCCCCUCUUGUGCUGGCUCUUAUGUACAUUUGAUAUCUUUGAGCCUGUACUCAAUGGAGGUUACAAGAAUGAGGGGGAUCUCAUUGAAACCCAUCAAAUAUUGAAAGGCCUAGGUAGAGUGAACAUGGAGAGGGCGUUUCCUAUAAUGGGCGAGCCCAGGAACGGAGGGCACAGCCUCAGGACAACCAUUUAGAACGGAGGUGAGGAGGAAUUUCUUUUGCCAGAAGGUGGUGAAUCUGUGUAAUUAAUUUCCACGGACUGCUGUGGAGGCCAAGUCAAUGGGUAUAGUUAAAACAUUCGUUGAUAGGUUCUUGAUUAGUAAAGGUCAAAAGGUAUGGGCAGAGGGCAGGAGAAUCAUGAUGAAAUGGCAGAGCAGACCUAAUGGCCCAAAGCCCCAAUUCUGCACCUGUCUUGUCACUUUGUAAAUGACACAUGCCAGAAGAUUUCUCCACUAACCUACCAAUGGCAUAACCUAAUAAUGUAUAGGACAAAUAAAGAGGUGAAUCCGUCUUAAGCCUGGUCUAUGUAGGAUUGAAAUGUCAAUUAGAGCAACAGCAUAAAGAGUGGAUCAACUGUGUCGCUUUUGAGGGGAAACCUAAAUCAUGAGGUUUUAUACAAAAAUGAAGGCCGUUUGAAUAAUGUACUGAAAAGGCACUGGAUGUUGUAGAAUAAAGUGUUACUGUUUACAGAAAAGAAUAUAAAAAUAAAUGAGAAAUUAAGUGAGGAAACAAAACAAUAAAUGCAAAGCAGGUACCCGUUCCAUAAAAUGUAUCUAUAUUGUUAACUGGAUAAACUUAUUGUGAAUUAAUAAUUCAUGGCUUUAAUUGUGUAAAAUAUUAAUAAAUGUACUUAACAAUUAGAGAGUAUUUGAUUCAGUACAGCAUUUUAGAUUUUUUCUUCCAAUAAAACAGGAUUAUGCCUCACUUAUGAGAGUCUUAAUAAAUACACUACAGUUCAUUUUGCUCUAACAGCUUGCAACUAAUGAGUAAUAAAUGCCCACAAGCUAUGAGUGAAUUCAAAAAUAACCAUGAUCAAACAGCAUGAUCCACCAUUUAAAGCAUUAUUUCACUGCUGUGUGUAGAAUAUGGGAUUUCAAAAGGCUGCAGCAACUCUUUAAAUUAUCGGUUACAUAGUUUAUUUUUUCACAUAAGAGCUUUUUUUCUGUAUCCAAAAUAUUUUGGUAGUGAUUUGUUAUUUUGUAAAGGCAGAUUUACAUUUAUCUGAAAUGCUGUAACAUGGAGGUGCACUAUAAAUAAACUUUAACCUUGAGAAA